AUGACCGCCAUCAAAAUUCAUUUAUUCGGACCAGACCUUUACGUUCCCAAUGAUGAGUGCGGAAGACAGCUCGCCUCGGACAUUCGGCUACUGCCAAAGAUUAUGAAGAACUGGAAUCCGGCGAUGUGGCCCGCCCUCUUCGACGCGAGUCCUGUUGGCAGUUAUAAUAAAGAAAUGAAAAGUUCGCUUCUGAGCGAGAGCUUGGCAUGGGUACGAGAGCUCAAAGAGCCCCCACCGCAGCUUCGUGUCCUUGAUGCGCCGCCCAGACUCGGGUUUGUAGCUCGCAGCAAGGUCUUUGUACCCGCCAUGGCCGAAAUUAUGGAGGUGCCCCGGACGCAAUUUGGAUACGCAAUGGCCGAUCUAGGAUUUGGAUACACUUGGGGUAGCCUGGACACUAGGCGCCUGUGUCAGGCAUGUCUACGCGGCUCCUGUGCGGCCAGCAUGUUCACAAUCUGUUCAGACUACUACGAAUUUCUGCCUCGUUCCCCGGAGGUUGACCCGGCAAUGGAGACAAUGGCGGAGCUCGUCGCCGGGUACAUUAGACAUGUUCACCAAGAGCACGCCGAGGACCAGCUGGAGCGAAAAAUCAUGGAUGCUUGGCUCAUGUGUAUCCUCACCGCGUAUCUCGACAUCCUCCGGCCGCACGACGGCAGUAAACUCCUAUGUCCUGACAACGAAUUGUGUAGCAUCAAAUUUCGUCUCGUUAGUAGCAGCUUUUUUGCGUCCACACUUCAGCAGCUCAACGCGGCGCAAGGUCCGAGUACGGAAGAUCUCGAUAUCGUGACUGCGGUCGCUUCCGUUUCAUGCGCUAUACACGACGUGUGUGACCGCCGUCACGAUAAUAUUGGGAAUGUAUAUUACAACCUUCUGACAAUUGUCAGCGUCCAUACAGGCUUAGAGAGUGUGGACAUUCUCCGCCGGUUCUGCGUCGACGUCUGGGCUUGGGCAAUCAACCAUGAUGCCGAAUGGAUUCUCCACGCUACCGGUCGAGUGUUUAUCUCCCAGAUCUAUACGGCACGCUACCAGAACGACGUUCUGCUAGAUCAUCUGACCGCACCUGACCCUUGCAGCAGGCCUGUCGUUGACCCCUAUGGAGAUCCGGUGCUGAAUUCCCUGAAUCCAAUGCCGCCCACUGCAACCCCUCACAACUAUAGCAUCCGUGACCGCUGCCAGGAUACGGAUCGGUACGACGAGAUCAUAAGUUCGAGCAUUGCGCACUUCGAGGCCUGUACUAGCUGCCGCAGUUACAACAGUGCGUCUUGGCAGGAACGGGUCCAAAUUAUCACUGCAGCCUUGCACACAAAGUACACUCGAAUGGACUGUGUGAACAGCAUCGCCUCCUAUACGAUCCUUUCCCAGCCCGAAGAGUUUUGGUGGGCUGCAGACCCUGCAGCCAGGUAUACUGGACCCACAGUAGAGUGGUCGACCAAGCUCAUCUAA
Molecule: messenger RNA, 1440 nt
Organism: Aspergillus viridinutans
Lineage: Eukaryota; Fungi; Ascomycota; Eurotiomycetes; Eurotiales; Aspergillaceae
Exons: 1
Coding region: 1-1440 (479 amino acids)
Source: RefSeq, a predicted model, not a curated record